Messenger RNA from Colletotrichum higginsianum IMI 349063, 1059 nucleotides. RefSeq names its product D-isomer specific 2-hydroxyacid dehydrogenase. The record is from RefSeq and is a predicted model, not a curated record. Bases 1 to 1059 code for a protein of 352 amino acids. Lineage: Eukaryota; Fungi; Ascomycota; Sordariomycetes; Glomerellales; Glomerellaceae. Gene Ontology annotation, molecular function: NAD binding. The transcript is spliced from 4 exons.
AUGCCAUGGGACCUGCCAGACGACCUUGUCCAAGACCUGAAGACCACAAGUCCGGGUAUCCAAAUCAUCACAUACCGGGUAGGCUUCUACAAUAAAGCACCCCCCGUCGAGAUCCCGCAGGCGACGUGGGACAGAGUCACCGCGCUGUUCACGUGGAUGGCCUUCCCAACACCAGAGAAAGCGCCGAGUCUGCAAUACGUGCAGCUUCUCGCCGCUGGCUGCAACCACGUAUCCGACAUGCCCAUCUUCCACGGCACCGAUGUUGUUUUCUGCACGGCGAACGGAGUUCACCCACCGCAGAUCUCAGAAUGGGUCAUUGCCACAUUCCUCAGCUUUCAGCAUCAUUUGUAUGAGCAUUGGGAGAACCAGAAGCGGCGGACGUGGGUGAUGCCGGAGCACGACGAAGACACGCAGGAUGCCGUCGGUCUAAGGAUAUUGCAACCGGCUCACAUCCAUGAUCCGCAAAGGGGCGUCCUCGGCUACGGCAGCAUCGGCCGCCAGUGCGCGAGACUUGCCGACGCGCUAGGCAUGAGUGUCUACGCGUACACCGCGCGCGAGAGGCCGAGUGCCGCUUCGCGCGCGGACGAUUCGUACGUCGAGCCCGGCCUCGGCGACCCGGUCGGCGAGAUCCCGUCCCGCUGGUUCCACGGCCGCGCGCAGCUGAACGACUUCUUGGCCGAGAUCGACCUGCUGGUCAUUACCCUGCCUUUGACCCCGGCCACCAAAGGCAUCAUCGCGAGGGAGCAACUGCGGGCCCUCGGGACGCGAAAGGCGUUCCUGGUCAAUGUAGCGAGAGGAGCCGUCGUCGAUACGGACGACUUGGUCGCCGCGCUCAACGAAGGGACGAUCAAGGGGGCCGCCCUGGACGUCACUGAUCCCGAACCGCUGCCUCCGGACCACCCGCUGUGGACUGCCAAGAACGUCAUCAUCACGCCGCAUGUCAGCUGCAACUCUACUCACUACAACGAGCGAGUUCUCAGGAUCCUGGCCGAGAACCUCAAGCGGCGGGCGCAGGGGAAGAGGAUGCUCAACGUGGUGGAUAAGUCCUUGGGAUAUUAG